AUGGCUGCCUCGCCCCCCAAGAGCAGGUUGACCGUGACGUCGCCGACAUCCAACAACAGGAUACGCCUGCAUAACCCUUCCGGCAACGCUGCGACCGCAUCCCGCAACUCGAUCAUCAACUCGAGUUCAAAGGGGUGGUCGCCACUAAACAUCAGCAAGCGUGGGACCGACUCGGUCAACGCCUCCCCCCUCCGACCCGACCACACUGGCGAGUCGGCAUCCGGUGGUGGUGGCGGUUCGAACGGCACACCACGUCGCACAUCAAGCUCGUUCCGUCACAUGGCUACCAACUCGCUCGUCGCCAACUCGCCGUUCAAGGACCUGAGCACCCGCGAGGGUGCCCUCAGCAACGGCCGCAACGUCGAGGCCUCUUCCGUCAUUCACGAGCGCCGCACACCCAACCGCGCAUACGGCCAGGUCCCCAAGACUGCGUCGGGAUCGGCCAACACCCCCAAGUCUGCGAUCGGACUGGGCAUCGGCACCGCCUCACGGUUUGCGGCCGGAGCUGCCGUCACCGGCACUCGCAAGGUUUCCAACGAACGCAAGGUCUCCAUUGAGCGUUCCGCCAACCGUGUGGCCAGCUUGGAACGCAAAGUGUCUGGAUCCAAGGAGAACGAGACGCCGCCCGAGAAGCCCAAACGCGCUCCGCGCAAGUCGCUCGCAUACAAGGCACUCGUCAAGGGCGAGUACGUCACCAACUCUCCCUUCCUCAGCGAGCGCCGCGAAAACCCUGCCGAGUCGGACGCCGAGUCCGCUGGAGAGGAGGAGACACUUGCGUCGCCUCCCCAGCGCCGCACCUCUGGCACCAACAAGCGCAAUGCCAGCCCAAGCGCCAACCUCUCCCAAGCUCGCACCUCGGACUCACCCUCUGCAAGCCCACAGCGCAGGGUCUCUGGAACCGUCACACCGUCGCCGUUGCGCCACGACAGGGCCGAGCUGGGCGUGGACGCGAUCCCACCGGCUCAGCCAUCGCCCACACCCACAAAGUCGGCUCUCUCGGCAUCGCGUCGUCUGCUUGGACCCCGCACGCGCGGAUGUGACUCGCCGUCUCGCAAGACUGUCACUUUCCAGACGGUCCCUGACGUCAAGGAGUUUGUGCCCCACAGCCGCGAGGUGUCGCUCGACAACUUUGGUUUCAGCAACUUUGACCUCGACGGCGACGAUGAAGAGUGGACCGACGCUGAUGGCGACGACUGGGUCGGCCAGCUUGUCCAGACUGCCGACACGUCUUCGCCACAGCGCAGCGACCGCGAGAUGAGCCACGACUCUGAGGACACUCCCCACGUCGGUGACACCAGCGCCACGGCCGACUUUAUGGACUCGCUCAUGGACGACGGCUUCCUUUCGCCUCCUCGCGCAGAGACCGAGGCGUUUGAGGACCAGGCCGAGUUUGAGCUCCCCAUGGAGGCGUCGUUUACGUCCUUUGAAAUGCCCCUGGAGGACUCGCCGGCUCGUAACUCGCAGUCGGAUGACAACACCGAAAGCGUGAGCUCGCAGGGCGCGGUUCUGUCGACCCCGCUCAUCGAACAGCUCCUUCUGCCCCAGUCCCCACACCACGUCCACACCAUCACUCCCCACCUGGACCCGGGAGUCCAGCCCAACCUUCCGCACUCGGACGACCACUCGAUGCUGCUGAACGGCGACGCCGCUCAACCUGCCGCUGGCAAGCCCCACCCCGCAUCCCCCGGCCCUCACUCCCACCAGGAAGGUGGUCUCUACGACCCCUUCAUCACGAUCCAGACCGCCACCGAGCUCAACGGCGAGCACCACGAGCGUUCCGAGGACGGCGUCCCUCUCGGCCGCACGUCGCACGCUGACCGUGGCAACGCUGCCCGUGCUCUUGCUGUUCAGUCGGCACUCGGCCGUGGUUUCCCAAGCCACCCGCCCCGCUCCGGUCCUCCCGUUUCUGCCUCGACGACGUCGGGUUCCGAGUCGGACUCGCCAUACAGUGCCCCGGCCCUGCUCCCCGCGCACCCGUCCGACGAUGUCUUUGGGGCCGUGAUCGCCUCCCCUGCGGCUCGCAAGGUGUCGCCUGCGUCCCCGGCUCCCCCUCGCAAGGUCUCUGACCGCAAGGUGUCCGACGUUCCCGAACUGCAGGGCCCCAGCAAGCGCAUGGCCAUGUUCAAGAGGACCAAGGAAACCACACCCAAGCCGUCCGGCAAGGACCUUCCUCCUUCGCCCGUUGAGGAAGAGGAGGCAGCGGCUGCCACUGCCCCCCUCACCCCUCGCCGCGUGCUGCCCCGCCCUCCCCUUCCUCCUCCUGCGGCUCUCGACCUUCCUAGCCCCGUCCACAUGGUUGCGUCUCAGCCCGAGUCCGAGUCGGAGAACGAGGACGACGACGAGACGGGAACUGCGGAGACCUCGGCGACUGAGAUUGCAGAGGUGCACACUGCCCACCGCGCCGAUCUGUCCGGCUUCUCUCUUCCAGACAUUGGCGUCUCGCCCCUCAUUGCGGAUGACCCCGUGUUCAAGUCCGAGUCCCCCGAGAAGCGCCAGGCCUCGGUCUCGCCCAUCAAGCGCCGCGUUUCCCUCUCGGCCCCACGCCUCAGCCUCCCGUCUGAGAUUGAGGACGAGGAGCCCGAGCGUGACCCCACGCAUCCUGCUUCUGCUCAUCCCCGUGUCUCGGAUGUGGCACCCAAGCUUGACCUCUCACCCGAGUUGGAGGACCAAGCUGUUCUCGCCGACGAGGACGAGGACGAGGUCGAGAUGCAGUCUGAGGUCGAGGAGCCUCUCACCCCGCCGCCAGUCAAGCGCGACGAGUCUGAGACGCGCAAGGAGAGCCCACGCAUCCCGUCGUUUGAGUUUGCCGGGCUUUCGCUCGACAUGCCCAAGGACGAGAACGAGGUUGUCGAGGAGGAGCCCGACUCCCCCAAGUUUUCGACUCCCAUCGGCACUCCCGGCCCUGUGACUAUCACUUCCCCAUCGCCUGCUCCGUCGACGCCAACCCGCCCCAGCAUCAUGGACCGCGGUUCGCCUGUAGGCUCUCCCUCUCGCAUGACACCCAGCCGCUCGCCUGCUGGUCUUGCCACGCCGUCGAGGGCCACGCCUUCACGCGUCUCCAUGUCGUCGCCGCUCGCCUCGGCCCCUGUCAGGAGCUCGGCUGAGAUCCCUACGUCCAGCUCUGACGAGUUUGGCCCGCCUGUCGAGUCCAACAAGGACGUGAGCGAGAUGAGCACCACUUCGCGUGUCCGUCAGCGCAUCUCGCGCGAGCUCAUUCGCGAGCAGGUCAGCAAGCGCGUCGCCGCCGAGACUGCCACUGGCGGUCGUCCCGUGUCCAUGAUGGACUCGCCUAGUCGCGUCAUCUCCCCCAUCAAGAUCAACGCGCCUCGCAACGUCUCGCAGUCUGUCACCCCGUCGAGCCAGUCGCCCCUCACCAGCCCGACCAGUGGCAGGGUGAGCUUUGACGCUCCCUCGCCUGCAUUCCGUCGUCCGCACCGUUCGAGCGCUACCAGCAUCGACAAGGACCUCCCUGCUCCUCCUGCAGGCGGCGCCCAGCUCGACCGCGUGCUCUCUCCCGACACGCCUACGCGCUCAUCCAUGAGCUCUAGCUCGUCGCAGGCCACGGCUCUCCAGCAGCUCAAGGAUGGCGGCCGCGACUCGCCCAAGUCUGCCCUGGACCGCAUCAUGACCGCCUUUGGCAAGGACGAUCCCUCGUCGUCGUCCAGCCGCGUUAUCGAGAGUCCCACCAAGGCUGUCCCGCCCGUCAGCAUCCUGCGCAAGCAGCCUGACGUGGAGCCGCCUCUGCCCAACUCGCAGUCGGGCUCGAUCAACGAGACGCGUGCCGGCAGGAUGAUGCGCAACAGCCGUCGCCGUAGCGCAUCUACUGGGGACGCUAGCCCCAGCAAGUUGACGCCCCGCCUCACGUUGGGGCUUGCCGACGACAACGAGUCGAUUCUCGACUCGGUCCGCGACGAGAUUGAGCACAUUGGCAGCACGCGUGGCUACCGCGUUCGUGACCGCGGACAUGUGCGUGCCACGUACACUGAUGGCAUCAAGGGCAGUGCCGCUGGCGACCUUGAGACCAACAAGGCCUGGCGACCUGUCCGUCGUCCCUCUGACAUGAAUGAGCACAGUCGCGAGCUCCGUGCCGCGCGUGCUCGCGAGGUCAGCGAGGGCAAGUCCAGCGGUACCGUCUACGUCAAGGUGCUUGGUGUCGAGUCGCUCCAGCUCCCCAUGCCACGCGAGCAGACCUUCUUCUGCAUCACCCUCGACAACGGUAUCGACUACAUCCGCACUCCCUACGGCGUGCUUUCCGAAGGUGCCCGUGUCAACCAGGAGUUUUCGCUCGUCGAGCACGCCAACUUUGAGUUCUCCCUCUCGCUCGACAUCCGCCGCGACCCGCACAUCACCAAGCUCAUCAACGAGCGCAACCGCCCCCAGCCGCCGAUGCCUCCGCCUGCUGUCGUGCCCGAACGCACCGGUGCCCAGUCCCCCGCCGUGUCCGUCUCCUCGGGCCGCUCACACGGUGGUGGGUUCCGCGCGCUGUUCGGCACCCCGCGCAAGAACAAGCACUCGCGUACCCAGAGCACCCCCGUGGUCCCGGCUCCUGCCCCGGCUCCUGUUGUUGUCCAGCCUCCUCGCCCCCGUGUCGACACCAUUGCCAAGUACUUUAUCGACAGCGGAAACACUGUUGCCAAGACGCACAUUGCGCUCAAGCCCAUUGCGUCCCAGUGUGAGGCCAAGGUCCUCGAGAUCCGCUACCCGAUGUUUGCCAUGUUCAAGGGUCCCACUUUGCCCGACGGCACUGCUCCUCGUCCCCAGGUCGCCAAGAUCACCAUCCAGAUCCUCCGCCUGCCCCCUCUUCCCGGGCUCUCCCCAGAAGAGCUCCCUGGUAGCAUUGACGAGACCCUCCGCGGCCUCAAGCACCACAAGUGGCACGAGGAGGAGUACCACGAGGGCAUCCUCACCCAGAUUGGCGGCGACUGCCGCGUCCCGCGCCGAAGGAUGUUCAAGCUCCGCGGUGCUUCCCUGCUCGCCAUCAACGAAGUGACCAAGCGUGAAGUCACCAGCAUCGACAUGCGCGAGCUCAAGUCUGUUGUCGACCUCAACGCUCCCAAGAAGACCAACGACGACGACUAUGACCCGUACUCUGCGCGCCUGCGUAGCUUCCAGCUGCGGUUCCGGGAUGGCGAGGGCAUUGUCUUCAGCGCCGACAAGGACGAGGACAAGGCAGUGUGGAUGGAGACCUUCCAAUCCCUCCUGUCUGGGCGUAUCCCGACCAACCCGCUCUGGGCCGAGCUGUACGCCGAGCGCAAGCGCGACCAGGCCGCCGCAAGCGCCGGCAAGCGACGGGAAUCGUCCGCCCUCAAGAACGCCCCACGAAGGGCCAGCCGCAACGUCAGCACCACUGUCAACCAGCGAUGA
Messenger RNA from Apiotrichum porosum, 5364 nucleotides. It is a transcript of the gene BUD4, whose product is annotated as Bud site selection protein bud4. The record is from RefSeq and is a predicted model, not a curated record. The transcript has 2 exons. Bases 1 to 5364 code for a protein of 1787 amino acids. NCBI's taxonomy places the organism in Eukaryota, Fungi, Basidiomycota, Tremellomycetes, Trichosporonales, Trichosporonaceae. Gene Ontology annotation, molecular function: GTP binding.